This is a messenger RNA of Dromiciops gliroides (monito del monte), 11230 nucleotides long. It is a transcript of the gene CASK, whose product is annotated as calcium/calmodulin dependent serine protein kinase. Lineage: Eukaryota; Metazoa; Chordata; Mammalia; Microbiotheria; Microbiotheriidae. The record is from RefSeq and is a predicted model, not a curated record. Gene Ontology annotation, biological process: protein phosphorylation; regulation of neurotransmitter secretion. Gene Ontology annotation, cellular component: cell-cell junction; plasma membrane; basolateral plasma membrane. Gene Ontology annotation, molecular function: signaling receptor binding; ATP binding; protein kinase activity.
GUGGUGUUUAAAAACAAACAACAACAAAAAAAGCAAAAAACAUUGUUUUUGGUGGUGUGACUCUUUUUUUUUAUUUUGGACACCCCCCCACCCCCCCCUUCCACCCUCUCUGUUUGAUUUCCCCUCUGGACCAUGGCCGACGACGACGUGCUGUUUGAGGAUGUGUAUGAGCUGUGCGAGGUGAUCGGCAAGGGCCCCUUCAGUGUUGUGCGGCGAUGUAUCAACAGAGAAACUGGGCAACAAUUUGCAGUAAAAAUUGUUGAUGUAGCCAAGUUCACAUCAAGUCCAGGGCUAAGUACAGAAGAUCUGAAACGGGAAGCCAGUAUCUGUCAUAUGCUGAAGCAUCCACAUAUUGUGGAACUGUUGGAGACAUAUAGCUCAGAUGGAAUGCUUUAUAUGGUUUUUGAAUUUAUGGAUGGAGCUGAUCUGUGUUUUGAAAUUGUAAAACGAGCAGAUGCUGGUUUUGUAUACAGUGAAGCUGUAGCCAGUCAUUACAUGAGACAGAUACUGGAAGCACUACGCUACUGUCAUGAUAAUAACAUAAUUCACAGGGAUGUGAAGCCCCAUUGUGUCCUCCUUGCCUCAAAAGAAAACUCAGCACCUGUUAACUUGAGGCUUGGAGUAGCUAUUCAGUUAGGAGAGUCUGGACUUGUUGCUGGAGGACGUGUAGGAACACCUCAUUUUAUGGCCCCAGAAGUGGUAAAAAGAGAGCCCUAUGGGAAACCUGUAGAUGUCUGGGGUUGUGGGGUGAUCCUUUUUAUUCUGCUAAGUGGUUGUUUGCCUUUUUACGGAACCAAGGAAAGAUUGUUUGAAGGCAUUAUUAAAGGAAAAUAUAAGAUGAAUCCCAGGCAGUGGAGCCAUAUCUCUGAAAGUGCCAAAGACCUGGUCCGCCGAAUGUUGAUGCUGGAUCCAGCUGAAAGGAUAACGGUUUAUGAGGCACUUAAUCAUCCUUGGCUUAAGGAGAGAGAUCGCUAUGCCUACAAAAUUCAUCUUCCUGAAACAGUAGAGCAACUGCGGAAAUUUAAUGCAAGGAGGAAACUAAAGGGUGCAGUACUGGCAGCUGUAUCAAGCCACAAAUUCAACUCAUUCUAUGGGGAUCCCCCUGAAGAGUUGCCAGAUUUCUCUGAAGAUCCUACUUCCUCAGGACUUCUAGCAGCAGAAAGAGCAGUCUCACAGGUGCUAGACAGCCUGGAGGAAAUUCAUGCACUUACAGACUGCAGUGAAAAGGACUUAGAUUUUCUACACAGUGUUUUCCAGGAUCAGCAUCUCCACACACUGCUAGAUCUUUAUGACAAAAUUAACACAAAGUCUUCACCACAUAUCAGGAAUCCUCCAAGUGAUGCUGUACAGAGAGCCAAAGAGGUAUUGGAAGAAAUUUCAUGCUACCCUGAAAACAAUGAUGCAAAGGAGCUAAAGCGUAUUUUAACACAACCUCAUUUCAUGGCCUUACUUCAAACUCAUGACGUAGUGGCACAUGAAGUUUACAGUGAUGAGGCAUUGAGGGUUACACCUCCUCCCACCUCUCCCUACUUAAACGGAGAUUCUCCAGAAAGUGCCAACGGUGACAUGGAUAUGGAGAAUGUUACUCGAGUACGACUGGUACAGUUCCAGAAAAACACAGAUGAACCAAUGGGAAUUACUUUGAAAAUGAAUGAGCUAAACCAUUGCAUUGUAGCAAGAAUUAUGCAUGGGGGAAUGAUUCACAGACAAGGUACACUUCAUGUAGGUGAUGAAAUUCGAGAAAUAAAUGGCAUCAGUGUAGCAAACCAAACAGUGGAACAGCUGCAAAAAAUGCUUAGGGAAAUGCGGGGGAGUAUUACCUUCAAGAUUGUGCCAAGUUACCGCACUCAAUCUUCAUCCUGUGAGAGAGAUUCCCCCUCUACCUCCAGACAGUCCCCAGCUAAUGGUCAUAGCAGCACCAACAAUUCUGUUUCGGACUUGCCAUCAACUACCCAACCAAAAGGACGACAGAUCUAUGUAAGAGCACAAUUUGAAUAUGACCCAGCAAAGGAUGACCUCAUACCCUGCAAGGAAGCUGGUAUCCGAUUUAGAGUCGGUGACAUUAUCCAGAUUAUUAGUAAGGAUGACCACAAUUGGUGGCAGGGUAAACUGGAGAACUCUAAAAAUGGUACCGCAGGUCUCAUUCCUUCUCCUGAACUUCAAGAAUGGAGAGUAGCUUGUAUUGCCAUGGAGAAGACCAAACAGGAGCAGCAAGCUAGCUGUACUUGGUUUGGAAAGAAGAAGAAGCAAUACAAAGAUAAAUAUUUAGCAAAGCACAAUGCAGUGUUUGAUCAAUUAGAUCUCGUUACAUAUGAAGAAGUAGUAAAACUGCCAGCAUUUAAAAGGAAAACACUCGUCUUACUAGGUGCACAUGGUGUUGGAAGAAGACAUAUAAAAAACACACUCAUUACAAAACACCCAGACAGAUUUGCAUACCCUAUUCCACAUACAACUAGACCUCCAAAGAAAGAUGAAGAAAAUGGCAAGAACUAUUACUUUGUAUCUCACGACCAAAUGAUGCAAGACAUAUCUAACAAUGAAUACUUAGAGUAUGGCAGCCAUGAGGAUGCCAUGUAUGGGACAAAACUGGAGACAAUACGGAAGAUCCACGAGCAGGGACUGAUUGCAAUACUGGAUGUGGAACCUCAGGCACUGAAGGUCCUGAGAACUGCCGAGUUUGCUCCUUUUGUAGUUUUUAUUGCUGCACCUACAAUUACUCCAGGCAUCAAUGAGGAUGAAUCUCUUCAGCGCCUGCAAAAGGAAUCUGAUAUCUUACAGAGAACAUAUGCACACUACUUUGAUCUAACGAUUAUCAACAAUGAAAUCGAUGAAACAAUCAGACAUCUGGAGGAAGCCAUUGAGCUCGUUUGUACAGCACCACAGUGGGUUCCAGUCUCCUGGGUCUAUUAAGCCUCUCACCAGAUAACUGAAGAAUUCUAUCAUAACUGGGAACCACCUCAUACAUGAAAAAACCUCUUCAUUACUGGCCUUGUGUCAACAGGUCUUGGCCCCUAGAGACUACCUAGAUGUAGUAUGACCUAAAUUUAACUAUUGUCAUGUCCAAAUAGAUAGGAGGAGGAAAAAAAAUUAAACAUUAACUUAAAGAGACAGUAUCUUUUUUAAUCAGUUCUCCUAAACUUUAAUAAAAAUGUAUCUUUAAAUGUAUGUAUUAUUCAAUCCUUUGGAAUGUUAUAUUUUUGGAAAUCAUAGCUUUUUAUUUCAAAGGCCCCUUAAAACUGCACAAAAUAGAUGCUGCUUUCUAUAAUCUAUUUUAAUAAUAAUAAAAAAUAAUUCUGUUACCUUGACAUGGGGGUGGAACACUACAUUCUUUUUAGAGUCUGAUUUUAUGGAUUGGAAAAUCUUGCUUUCCUUUAUUUAUUUGAAAUAAUCUAGUGAUUACAAAACAUUUUUAAAGGCCUUUUUUCUCUUUUUUUUUAGAAUAGUAUUUUUGUUAGGUACUUUUAUGUAACAUCCAGAUAAUGUGAUACUGUCUCUUUGAAGAAUUCUGUCAACCUUUUAGAGAUUUGAAAUUGGGUCUUGACUCUUAAUGCAUGUGGACAGUCGCAAGCUUUCAUGCUGUCGGUGUAUCUGUGUUGAAAAAAACUGUAAUCUACAGCAAAAGUACAUUCCGUUCAUGGGAAAACUACCCAAGGGAAUAAAAAUAAAAUGUUAUGACUAAGUUGUAAACCUAUGCACAUCCCUUGCAUUUUGGGCAACUUUAUAAAAAAACCUGAUUUUUAUUAAUAAUAAUCAUGUAGUGAAAUGUGUUUGUAAUUUUGUCUCAAUUUAAUUUGUUGUAAGGUGGGAGGGGGAAUUGCUGGUUUCAUCAUUUCGGAUCUGUGUUGUCUGAGAGUAUUAACGUUUUAAUUCAGCAAAGAAAUGAAGAUUUUUAAUAUGUAUGUAAUUGUUUUAAAUUUACCCAUUUUAAAAGAAAAUAAUGUGCAAUGAAGAAACCAGUUUAGGCAUUUGCUAUAAACUGAAUAUUCCAAAAAGAUUCAUCUUUGACAGCCCUGUAAAUUCCUUAAGAAUGGUAACUGACACUACAGUUUGACCAAUUUUUUUUUUAAAUACACUUCCUUUUAUGUGUUCAACAAUUAAAUGCCUUUGGGUCCUUCAUUUCAUUACAGAUUGGUUCAGUUUUGAAAAUCAACACUUGUAGAUUUUAUGAUGCAUUGGAUGAUAAUUGAACCAUCAGAAGGCCCUAGAGUGGAUACAAGUCUGCAGUGCACUCCAGGGGUCUACAACCAACAACUACAAGAGCACAACUUGAACAAUUUCUGACCCCUAGAGAGCAGUCAGCCAUAUAUUUACUUGAGGACCAUCUGUGAAGGCUGCUUCCUCUUGCUUUAUCCCUUGGCACAGGUGAAUUUUUAUUUCAUGUUAGUAGAGAGGCAUUGACCAUCUCAUCACUCUCCCAUGACAUCACAUUCUGCCAGUUGCAAGUGGUCGGAGGUUUGCUAUUCCUCAUACCCUUUACCCCAUAUGUACAUCAGUUGAGUUGGUUUUUUUAAUUAGUAUUUGUGGAUGUAAAUUUUUCACAGUAUUAUGUGGUUCAUGAAAAGAAUACAUCAUUUUUGUCCUGUUAAAACUCAGUGCAACAAAUUUUAUAGGUAAAAUGGCCUGUGCUUGAUUGUAUUGAAAAUAGCCUCGGUUACCCCGUGCCUUGGCAGGACUAGCAGGAUAUAUGUAUUCCUGUCAAAAAUUUUCAUUUAAAGGACCAAAUGUAUUAAUUGUGCACAAUUUAGAAAUUGGCAGCUCCCUCUCGUGGUUCCUGUUGUCAACAAUACCAAUGGCUAUGACAAGAUAAUCUAAAAAACUUACUAAAGCCAAUUGUUAAGUAAGGUUCAUGACCUUAAAAAAUAGUCAGACACGCUGGAACUUGCUCAUCUACUUGAGACACAUCCACAUGCAGAUCUUAUUCCUGACUUUAUAUGUGAAUCCAAAAAAAUGUAUUUUGGUACAUUCUAGUAUCACUUUAAGCCUGAGAAAAUUUAAGCCUAGUGAGUUAUUCACUUGAUGGUACUGACCACAAUCGGGGCUCAUUUCAGUUUUCAUGAGCCUGCUCUACCUCAUUUCCCAUCAAAGCACAAAGAACAAACAACUCAUGAAAUGGGAAACAAAACAACAACAACAACAAAAAAGUCCCUCUUUUUUCAGUAGAGAAAUUAAUCCACUUUGCUGGUCAGAUUUCCACAUGACGUCAUCUUAAAUUGUUGUUGUAGGCAUAUAGGUUUAUUAAGUGAAGCGACUGUUUUAGAAGUAGUAAUGCCCUUUGUAACCAUCAGAAAGACUUGAUUCUUGUUCUAAUAAAUAGGAAUAGUCAUCGCUUGCAUUCAUAAUAGCCCUUUUCUUCUGCAGAAUGCGAAUGCUUCACCUCUCAUCUCAUCGAGCUUACCCUGAGUGUUGUACAAGGGUGAGUGUGUUCUUGUCUAGUUAGCAAGUGGGGAAACUGAAGUAUUGAGUAAGUGAAAGAGGAAGCAAGGACUAGAACUUAGAUCUACCAAUUCCUUAUUGACCACUCCUUCCACAAGACUGCACUGAUUCAAUCUGGUGAAUGAUAAUUGUAUGUUUCCAUUACUAUGCCUUUCUUUCUCAAAAACCAUCUCCACUACUUAGAAAAAUUAAAAUACUUGGAUUCCAGAAUUCUGUCUUGUUUUUGUUGUUGCUACUGUGCUUCAUCAUUAUCCACCCGUACACACAUGGCCACUAGAGAGAGAAAAUGUUUGUAUGACUUCACUGUUUCUAUUCCAUUGAGAAAACCAUAUCUUUCACUUUAAAGACAAGGAAUGAAUAACAGAAAAUUCAGUUAAAUGUUCAAGCCACUCUAUUCAAGAAAACUCUUUCCUGUCGCAAGGAGAGCGACAUUUUUGUCAUGUUGAAUUCUGCAUCUAGAAAAAGAAAUUGUCUUUUCUAUUCAGGAACUGCUCCGAUUAUCAAAAGGGAAAUUUUUGUUUGAAUGAAUAGCUCUGAAGUGUCCCAGGUCAACAAUAACACUGAAAUCUUUUGCCAAUACAAUUUAAAUACCUCUUGACAAUUAAGAGCUAUUUUAAAAGAAUUCCUUGGAUACUAGAUUGCUAGAUAAUUGCUUAAGGAAUUAAUUCCAACAUUUAUUAAACACUUACUAUAUGCAAGGCAGGACAAGUACAAAGACAUAUUUAAUACAAGGUAAAAUGAGAGGAAGGCAAAGAAGAAAUUCUGACAAAGAGGUCUGGGGAAAUUUGAAGCAGAGACAGAGCUCAUUUUCUGCCAAGGGAAUCAGGGAGUGCUUCACAGAGGUGGUGGCAUCUGAACUGAUGAGGAGGAAAUAUAUUCCAGGACUGGUGAACAGUUUUUGAAGUGUGAAUAUUCAAAAGAUACUGUCUCAGUCCAUUUUAUUGGACCAGCAAAAUAUCUAGGGAAGUCACAGAGCUUGUUGGAUUAAAGAAUGAAGACAGUGUGUGUCUUUAGGAUUCUGACUUCAAUGACUGGUCGCAUUACUUUGAGGUUGUGAGUGACAAAUAUUUUCUCAACUAUAGCAGACCUGGAGUUCUGUCUUCUGUAGGCCCAUAUACUCUCUGUCUUUAAAGGAUUCUAAUUUUGUCAGAGGACUUGUGGGAAAAGUCUACUGGGAUAAAGACAUCUCUUGCAGUUGUCUGCUUGUUAAAGCUUCAAGUUCAUUUCUUAACCAAACUUUAGUCACAUGGGGUAUCCCAUCAUGAAAACAACCUGUCACUCAAAGUAAAAAAAAAAAAAAAGAAAGAAACUUGCUAUUUAAAGGAAUAAGACACUAAAAAUAAAAUUGCUCUCAUCCUACUGAGGUCAUCCUUUAUUCUAGGACAGUGGAUUGACUUCUUAACCUGAAGCAAAAACAUCCAAAAUUGCCUAUAAGUUAAUUAUUUCAUAAACUUUUUUUUUUAAAGCACCUAAGGUGAUGUCUUCCUGGAACAAAGACCCCAAAGUAAACCUAGCACUUUAUGAUUUGAAAUUUCAUAAGCAACUUACUUUCCUUUUUAUCCUCAUUUGUUCUGGCCUCUUCCUCUAGCUGCUGUUUUUUCCCAUUAUCCAGUUGAAUACAAAUAUUAUUACUCUCAUCUUUAAGAACGGAUACAAUGCUAAGACAAGUAAACAGGUUAGAUUUUGUCUUAGAACUUGCCUGUGAUGUUAAAGGUGCCUGGCCACCUUUCUCUUUCUCUGGACUUAUAAUUAAUCCUUUUCUUUGAAAGUUAACUUUUGUGCAAUGGCCCACAAGCUUUAAGCUGUAGAAGGUUUCUCUGUCUAAUCCUUAAGAAGUAACUUUUUUUCCCCCAUAUCUCCUUUGGAUGGAGUGUAAUCAUCCCUGGAUACCCACAUGGAUCCAGGAUCUCAUCAGUUCAGGAGUUCUCUCCCACAAUGCAAAUGACAGCCUAUCCAUGCCUGCCAAUCCCAAGUCUCUUGCCCAUCCUCUCCCGAAGGGUCCAUCCAACAUGAUAAAGGCUUUUCUCAUUUCUCAAAUCAUGAUGGCACCAGCAGAAUCCAGUGGCUCUUAUCCCUGCCAUUCCUUGAUCUUGCCAUGUGACCAGUUCAUCUUUUCUUCAGGUUCUGAGAUUCUUUGAUGACACCCUCUGGUCCUGUUUCCUUCUGGCAUUCCUCGAUUAUGUCUUGCAGCCUACUCACAGCUGCUGUGUGCCUCCCUAUGACCCUCCCUGUGGUGCUCAUCUUUAGCUCUUAGGAGGCAGCAUCUGUGUCUUGCUGCCACACACACACACACACACACACUCAGUAUUGAAAAGAUGGACCUUUGCUUUCAUGAGAGGAUUGGGUCAGUAAAAGAGCCUUGCCAUUUCCUUAAAGCAGUCCAUCCUUUUGCCUUCUAAACUUGAGUCCAACUCCUUGCUGAGCUUUACUCUAUGUCUCAGUUAUCCGCAGUAUUGGACAAACUAUAGGGUGUCUAUCCAAAUGCAUGUUGAAAUCUGGGCAACAGACAUUCUUCCUCUAUUUUACUGAGUGGAUGCAGUGUUCUGAGACACUGUGUCAUUUGCAAACAGGAGCACCUUGAGGGCCUCACCAUCUACAAAGAAGCUUUCUUUGGCCUGGCCUCAGAGCUGCAUCUCUUCCAUCAUGAUGGCAAAUGUUCUUGGUGACUAGACAUCUUGUUUUAUGCUUCACCUGAUAUGAAUGAUUACGGGAUCACUGGACAAGGAUAUUUCUUUUGUUACAUCUUCCAAGGAAUUUUGAGUGACUUGAACGCAUGGCUGGGAGACGAAUCAAUGUGAAGGAGCCUCGAAGGCAGCAUUUUGUUCUAUUGCAUUAAAACUUUUUCAUAAUUGAUAAACAUAAAAACAGUUGGAUCUUAUAUUCUCUACCUCUUUCAGUUAAUUGUGAGGUGGUAAUGAUGUGAUACGUUGUUGAAUAUAGGUUGCAAAAACCUGCUUUUUCCCUACUUAUAUCCUCAUUAAGGAUGCCCUCAAUUUGUGUAUUUGUGAGUCUUGUUUAAAAUUUUGUAUAGAUGGGAGAGUAGCUUAUAGAUACGUAGAGCUUGAUGUUCUCUUGGUCACCAUUUUUUCAACAUGAGUAAGGUCUGAGAUUUUUUCACACUUGGUCUUUCUCAUCCUUUAGAUACCAUGUACAUUUAGUCCAUUGUUGCUCCCACAAUUUUAUCACCUGCAGCAUAAAUUUGAUCUAUAUAUACUUGGUCCAAUUUGACUGCUUUUCCCAUAUUUAUUCUCUUUACUGUCAUUUCUACUUCCUCUAUAACAACUGCUCAGACUAUGAUAUUAGAAGCUAGGUGUGGUAGGGUGGUCCACUAUCCCAAAAUUAGAAAAGUUUGUUAAAAUCGUUUUUGUAAGACUUUUCCAUUUUCGUCUUUGAAUGCCCUUGGGAUGACUUUGCUUAAUUUUAUAUCUUGCCAUGUUUUCUUUAAACUGGUUUUAUCUUCUACUUCCCUCUACUUUAUGAGACAGUACUGCUCAUAAUCUCCCAUCAUUCUUCAUUGGGUUUUAUAGGUGGUCUCUCUCUCUCUCAUUCAUUCAUUCUCACUUUCUACAAAUUCUAAUGGUCUGACUAUUCAUUUGUUGCUAAUGACUCAGGGAUAACUCCCAAUCAAUAACAAUUAUUUUCUUGUCAGUUAAAAAUCAAUGUUUCAUUCUUUAUAGGGUUAUUUGGUGCUCACCAUGUCCAGUGCCUACCAGUUCUUUUUUUUUUUUUAAAGAAAAUAUUUGUGAUAUAGAGGCAUAACGCUUCUGUGUAAUCCACAAGCCAUUGGCCUCUCUCAUUUCUUUUUCCUGAACCAUAUUUUCCCAUAUAUUUCUCCUCAACCUUAUCUUUUCCUAUCUUUACAUUAACAGCACGAAGUAUCUGAGAGUAUAUUGUUUGAUUUGAGGGAUCUUAUUGUGUUCCUCAUAAAAUUCCUCUCCCACUUCAUCCACAGCAACCCAUGUCACUGCAUCAGCUGCAAUCAUUUUUAUGGUGGUCUUUUUGUAAUUACCAUUAGUACUGCAAUAUGUGAUGACCAACAUUCCAUGAAAUAAUGCUUCUUAUAGCUUUUGGACACAGAGUAAUACCCACUCCAACUGCUUUGCAGGACUCCAAGGAGUAUUUGUGAACCAUCCUGCCAUAUGGCUGCAACUUCCUUUUUUCUUCUGGUUUUGUUUCUAGCAAGAACAUUGAGAUCGAUAAAAUUCAAUCCUUCCAGCCUUAUGUCUCCUCAUUGGUCAAUAGACAAGAAUCUCAUAUUAAGAGGCCUACUCAGUAGAUUGAAUUUUGCUUCUGACCUAAAACUUGGUGGCUUUUAAAUCCUAUAGCUUUUCCCCUUGAAGACAUAGAUCAGUUUCUUUAAGUCAGCCAGAACUUCUUGAAUAUGGAAAGCAAGUCAGAAAAGUUUCAGCGAUACACAUAGCUAGAAAAUAUGUAAGAGGGAUCAGUCACCACAUGCACAAUGCCAGGAGCAUAGUGAAUAAUUCGUUCAUUCUUUGUUGUUGCUGCCAUGUACUUCUAUUUCAAAAGUUAAACACGUGUGUCCUUAGAAUUGUUAAGAAAGUUCACAAAAUUCCUAACCCGUUCUCCUAGGCAGUCCUUUCUAUCAUUGUAUGUACAUAUGAUCUCUUUGAGUGGGAAGAAAAGUCUUGUUUUUUACCACCUAAAGCUCUUCCAUCACCACUCAUCUCACACCUCAUCACUAUCUUGCACCUGUGUGAAUGGACUGAGCAAAAGACAAGAGAAGGUCAUCAGUCACCAUGUAGGAGGCUCUGUUUCUGACCCCAAGUGCACCUCCCUCACUGUGGGUGUGUUUCUAUAGACACACGUAUAUCUCACCUUUGUCCCCUCUUAAUCUUGGGGCUUUGUUAGUUUUGUGUAAGUUAUCACAAUUAUCUCUGGUUUGCACAAGUGGCCAGUGAUUUCACUGGGUCUUAGAAAAUAGUCCAGAUGUAGGACCAGGAAAUGCAAUCUGUGUUAAAGGAGUCAUGCUUGGGAGUAGAAAUAGAAGCUCCUCCACAGGGACCCCACCUUUUUUUAAAAGAAGGCAUUUGGGGGGAUUUAUUUACAAUCUCAAGAGUCUCCCAAAAUGUCAUCUGUACCAGGGGGAACCGCUGUGUGCAGUGGGCAGGGUGACGUGUUAUGGUAGCACAAUUCCUGUGUGCUAAGAACACAGCAUCAUGUUUGUUUAAUUGCGAUUCAGGCGUGUGGCAAUUGCAAACCCAAUUCUAGGGUUGUUUUUCAUAAAAUUUUACCGUGUUCUUUUUUCUCUAUGUAUUAUUGCCUUUUUAUAAAAGGUUUUGAAGUAUUGUCUCAGUGAUAAAAGAGCGAGAUGUUAAUGGUUAUUGUAAAUUUCACCGUAUCCAAUUGUAAGUAUUUACAGGGUACAGCAAUGCCUUAGUAUGUAAUAGCAUUUGUGCAGGAGAUGUCCUUCAGCACCUGGGCAAUGAAGGAAUUUAAAAGGUCCAGAUUCUUUGUAAAUGUCCUGCUUUUUUUCUAUAUGUGUGUCUAUUUACAUGCCUUAGCAGCAUACCAACCCUCCCCUUCCCAAUUUUUUUGACCUAUUGUCAGAGUAAACAAAAAGCUGAUGUAAAGGAUGUGAGAAGUAAAUGAGUUAAUGAAACCCUAUAAAAUGAUCUAUUGUGUGGAGAGGGGAAGAGGAGAAACUCCAUAGUAUUAUUUGUAGAAUAUACAUACCUGUAGGAUGCUGUGUUAUGGGAAACCCUAGAAAUGGGCUUUUGUCAUUUCAAAGUUGGAGAGAACAAAAAAAGUAUGAAUAAACUAUAUAAAACACAAAAAA